This is a messenger RNA of Myiozetetes cayanensis, 1221 nucleotides long. It is a transcript of the gene PRKRIP1, whose product is annotated as PRKR interacting protein 1. Gene Ontology annotation, molecular function: protein kinase binding; protein kinase inhibitor activity; double-stranded RNA binding. Gene Ontology annotation, cellular component: nucleolus. The transcript has 6 exons. The record is from RefSeq and is a predicted model, not a curated record. Gene Ontology annotation, biological process: negative regulation of protein kinase activity. Lineage: Eukaryota; Metazoa; Chordata; Aves; Passeriformes; Tyrannidae. Bases 24 to 593 code for a protein of 189 amino acids.
CGGGGCGCGGCCAGGGCUGGAACAUGGCGGCGCCCUCGGCCCCGCGGCCGCCCCGGCCCCGCAAGGAGCCGCAGCCGCUCGUCAUCCCCCGCAGCGCCGCCGAGGAGCAGCGCCUCCGCCUCGAGCGCCUCAUGAGGAACCCGGAAAAGACUGUACCAAUCCCCGAAAAACUGAACGAAUGGGCGCCGCGGCCUCCCCCGGAGUUCGUUAGAGAUGUGAUGGGUUCCAGUGCUGGAGCCGGGAGCGGGGAGUUCCACGUGUACCGGCAUCUCCGGCGGCGAGAGUACCAGAGGCAAGAUUUCAUGGAUGCCAUGGCUGAGAAGCAAAGACUAGAUGAGGAAUUCCAGAAGAAACUGGAGAGGAAUAAGAUGAUUGCAGAAGAGCAAACAGCAAAACGCAGAAGGAAGCGCCAGAAGUUAAAAGAGAAGAAGCUGCAAGCUAAGAAAAAUAAACUUGAACAAAAGAAGCAGGAAAAAGAACCUGAUCAAUCCCAAGAGCAAGGCAGCAGCGAGGAUGACGAAGAGGACAGCAAGGAGGAGGAAGAGAAGGAAGAUGACGCUGAAGAGCCAAGUUUUGUGAUGGGAAGAGGAUGAGGCCUUUCAGGGACAGCUGGAAACACUGUUCAUUGCUUUAUAUCCAGGAGCAUGAAAGCCUUUCAUCUCAGCCAAGCAGAACCCAUUGGCCGUACGUUACAUCUGCUUAACGGGGCAUGGCCUUCACGUCACAGGCCCGAGAGAUAAUGAUAGAGAAAUGCCAAAUAAGAGAUUUUUUUCUUAAUUGCUUGUAUAACUGCUGUGCAGUCUGCUCUAAGUUUGCUCUAAAGAGUCAGCCAUAAGUCUCUGUGACCCUGGAGUUCUUUCUAACGUGGCCCAGAGUGUUUUUCUGUCUGAAAGCUAAAACAUAUCCAUUACCAUUUAAGGGAAAUAUUACUGUGAAGGCUACGUAUUCUACUUAUGGCGGAGCUGGUAGCAGUGGGAUACAUGAAUCUAAGGGAAGAGUUCAACCUGAAGUAGAAAAGUGGUCUGUAGCCAGACUCUCCUGCACUGUGAGUGUUCUGAAUUUGGGGUUUUGUAUGGGGUCAUCUCUAACCCAAAGAAAUCAGUUUAUGUUGCUAGACAAGUUCUAUAGAUUUUUAAUCGGGAUCCCUUUUUUAUUGCUAAAACUUUUCCCUAUUGCUUUUCUUCCGUGUUUUUUAAAUUAAUAAAAGGGAUGUGUUGGAUU